Molecule: messenger RNA, 450 nt
Organism: Grosmannia clavigera kw1407
Lineage: Eukaryota; Fungi; Ascomycota; Sordariomycetes; Ophiostomatales; Ophiostomataceae
Exons: 3
Coding region: 1-450 (149 amino acids)
Source: RefSeq, a predicted model, not a curated record
AUGGUGGAAAAUAUGCUGGCGGAACUGAUGGAGGGGGUCGAAGAAUUCUUGAGGCAAAACAGGGAGAUCAUAAAUGAGAACAGAAACUCCCUAAAUUUUACACAGACAAGCAACUACAGCCCCAGAGAGCAGGACAGGCAGCGCGAAGACAUGCACCGACUAAUCAACGCCAUCCAUGAAGAUCAAAAGACCAACUUCCUCGGCUUACAACGCUUUACCGCCACGCUGGCAGACGAAGUAAAACAUCAGCUCCUCUACCUGGGACAGCAAGUUAACCGAUCCAUACCGAGACUACUCGCAACCGAGCCCGACUCUGCCAAGCUACCAUCAGACAGUGCAGAAUCAGGCAAUCCAGACACCGGCUCAAUCGCCGGGGCAAGGACCAGUAGUCCAAGGCUCACCACUCCCAUGGCGAGGAGGCCAAAAUCCCUCCAACAGGACUGGCCAUAG